AUGGCACCACGUCUUCUCGUUCUCUUCGGCAUUCUGGCACUCAGCCACGUUUCUCUCGAGGCUGCUGAUAUUUGUGAGAUAUUGUACGUUCUUUCUAUGCUCUAUUCUACGAUAUAAUGCCAAUUGCAGAGAUGCCAACUAUUGCUUCUACUUCUCGGAUUCUUCCUGCUACAUCAACCUCUGUCAGUGUGAAGCAUGUGCGAAACCAGACAAAGCCCAGAGACUCCUGGAAGAGGCGCCCGGCAACUCGACUGCUUCGGAGAGAUUGUGCCCCACUUGGUGUCCACAUCUCAAGUCAAACGAAACAAUUGCGAACAUCCUGGGUGCAUCCGUGAGUCGCACUAUUGUCGCUCGCUGUUUGUGAGCCACUUCUUUUCAGACCAACUCAACCGAACUGCCUGACAUCUCCUUUGAAUGCGACGACUUAAAAGAGAACUGUUUGGCAAAGAAGGGAUAUAAUGGGCACUGUUACUUCUACGAAAAGAACUGCGAAUACCGGGCGGAGAUUGCCAAGAGGGGAAAGUCAAAGGUCGGUCGCUCGUCGCGAGAUCGAUCGUACAAUUUCUCACGUGUUUUCAGAAGUCUUCAAUUCCAAAAACCGCUGAGGAAUGUCUUAAGCAUCAGAAAACGUGCAGCAGAAAAUACAAAAGACACUACAGUUGCAAGACGUUCAGAAAGUACUGCAAGAAGUACGAUCUUCCAGAGCUCGAAGCCGGCAACUCUACUCUCAUCGGGGUACGGCUCUUCUACAGAACGUCUUCUUCAGUUUACUCAUUUCCAGAACAACCACACUUCCGAAGUGAGCCCAUUGGAGCAGUGCUUGCAUUUCCAAAAGAUCUGCGCCGCCAAGUACCGCAAGCAUUUCGCCUGCCGUCAAUACCGCAAGAAGUGCAAGCCGUUCAAUCUACCAGAAAUCCAUUUUGAGGAUUCUGAAGUCACUCAAAAGCCGCAGCGGCAACACAAACAGAUGAAGAAAGGACACGGAAUGAGAAAAGAGCACAAUGAAACUGUGGUGCUCCCUGACGAGCUGAGCACAGGAAACGAGACAUUGGUGGAAACGCUUUUGGAAAGGAACUAG
This is a messenger RNA of Caenorhabditis sp. 36 PRJEB53466, 1078 nucleotides long. The record is from the annotation of a GenBank genome assembly. Lineage: Eukaryota; Metazoa; Nematoda; Chromadorea; Rhabditida; Rhabditidae.